AUGUACCGCUUUGACGCCCUGGCAAAUGCGACCCGGGUCUUGGAGAUUCGUGCAUUGACCUCAUCUGUCACACUACGGUCAGAACCGACACAACAUCCAGGGUACGUAAAGCGCUCCACAACUUCGAAUGCCUCUUCCUGGAAUAGCCCCUUUUUGAAAGUGAACAUUAUCACCGACUCUGCCCAGUGGAAGUUCGGUGGCGCUGGAGAAAUCAUAUGCAGUCAUAAACCUCCCAGACCGUAUGGGGUUCCACGUUCAUCGUUCAGGGUUUUAUGUCAACUGGGAGCUCCAGAUGAGUGGCACCUGGUGGCCACGAUAACUGCUGUUCGAAGUAUUCAGCCCAACGGUCGAGGCGUUCUUUACUCUGGAUGGUCAUUCCCUUCCGAUCCUUCGAUUUUCGGGUAUCCAUUUUUCGUAGCGUGGUUGGAUGAGCACGCAUGCAGUCAUAUAUCCAACGAGAGGUGUCCGGUUUCACCAAGGUUUGCUGGUGCUUUCGAAAUUACUCAAGGUCGUCGCUUACUUUACGGCCUUCGAGUUUUUGAGACACAUACCAACGGUAUCAUUUCUGCUUCUUUUGAAGCUAAGUGCUGCUUUAAUCCUCUUGCCGUUGCAAAGGCCUUUCAGCACAGGACAUGCUCUGACAAAAUUACAGUUUGCAGGUUUUCUUUGGCAAGGGUGAUACUCGAUGCACUAUGGAUUGAGGGAUUAUACCUCUGCGGACCUUUCAGAUCCGUUUUAUUGUUUGAGAAUAGUGAACUCCUUGUUCUGGCAGCUGUCAGUACGGUUAUGUACGGCGCUUCAUCUACUUCCAAAGCACGUGGGGCCUUAUUCUUCAUUUUAGGUGUCAUCAGUGUGGCCUUCUUUGACAAUGAUACGGUCGAUGGAGAUUCUCUACACCCUGAAGGUGUUCACAAAAGUCUUCUGAUACACAAGCUUUACGAACUGUUUGCCAACUUUGGUCUUUCGGAUCAUAAAGUUGGCGUUGUCAUCCUAUUUCUGGCGGUGUGUCUGGAUGCAGGAUGUGCUGCGCUGUCGAAAAAUCUGGUCACUUCCGUAGGUGGCGCGAAACGCUUGCAUGCAUUGGCUGCCCCCGUCGGCUUCGGUAUUUUGAUUCCCAUUUUCUUGCUCAGUCAUUUCUGGGGGACUGGAUUUUCGCCUUACCAAACCCCAAUCGAGAGAAACGAGCGGAGUGCGAUUUUAUCAGCAAAUUUACAAACGGGCCCGCUCAUGUACCUGCUCUUGAAGCUGAGUUUUGUUGCUGUGACGAUCGUGAUGGAUUUUUACUUCACAAGUUUGGUGAGCGUGCGUUUGGGUGCACAAGCUACCACUUUUCUGGCCAAGCUGUGUGUCACCAUUACGGCUCUAGUUCUAAGCCUCGUAUGGGGUCCAGAUUCGUACGUUUCGUUGCCCUCCAUAUCAGCGUUUCCAGGAGCGAGCUCCCAGACAUCGGGAUUAUCUGUACAUGGUCUUUCUGGUGGAGUCUUAUUUGCCAUGGUUUCGAUUCUUUAUGCUUCGAAUCUGUUGACCAAUGUAAAACCUGGAUACGGCCCGGACGGUGCAUCCAGCGGACAUUUCAUCGGCUACUCUAUGGCUGGUCUGCCUUUGUUCACAGCCGGGCAGACGCCAUCUCAUGGUGAUGCACUUUUGAGCCACCCGGAAACAAUGGGUCUCUGGUAUCACGUGCGGACAACGAUACGAGGUAUCAUGUCAGAACAUUCAUCCAGGAGAAUAUUCGCCUUUCUCUGUUUGAACCUUGCCUUCACGUUCGUUGAACUCCUGUACGGUGUGUGGACCAAUAGUUUAGGACUAAUAUCAGAUGGGUUUCACAUGCUUUUCGACUCGGCCGCUCUUGUUGUUGGCCUGUACGCCGCAGUAGUUUCACGUUGGGAACCUACACGUCUGUUUUCUUUCGGUUUCCAUAGUGCGGAGGUUCUGUCAGGUUUCGUGAAUGCUCUCUUUCUCCUGGUUAUUUCGGGAUCGGUGUUUGUGAACGCAUUGGCUCGUAUCCAUCACCCACCGCAUAUUCACACCGACCGACUUAUGGUGGUUUCCGUAGCCGGAUUGCUUGUAAACCUGGUAGGAAUGGUGGCGCUGGGUCAUGCCCAUAGCCACGGAGGUGCUCCUUGUGGUGCGCACGGUCACACGCAUGGCGGGGCUGGACAUGGGCAUAGUCAUCAAAAACACAGUCAUAAUUUGGAGCAAGACCCACACUACGGUCACGCCCAUGGGCAAAAACGACAGAGCGGAGUGCACGCGCAUUCCCAUUCACACGACAGUUCUGGUGGGAACGCAAAUCUUCGUGGUGUUUACCUACACGUGCUUGCCGAUACAUUGGGCAGCGUUGGUGUCAUCUUCAGUUCCUAUCUUGUGUCCACCUACGGAUGGAAUAUUGCGGAUCCGAUAUGUUCAGUUUUCAUUGCGUGUGCCAUUGGCUAUUCCGCACUCCCUCUACUGUCCGACACACUGAAUCUGCUGACGUUGAGAGCUCCGAACACAGAAGAUACGCCAAACCCGGAGUCGAUGGUCAAGAAAGUUCUUGCAGUUGAAGGCGUUCUGGCUGUCUACAAUCCAUUCAUCUGGUCGUUGACCCGAGACACAACCUGUAUCUCUUUGUGUGUGAAGGUGGAAACCGAAGUGACGGAGCAGUUAAUUUUGGCAAGAAUCAAGGAACUUAUCACGAUGCAUUAUCAGAAUGUUGGUCAUAUCACAAUCCAGGUGGAAAAAGAGGCUAUUCAACAUCACCUCCAGGCGCUAGGCCUGAAGCCGACCAUCCUGCUGACGUUCUCUAGGUCAGGGGACGCUAUGCAUGGUUCUAAUCACCAUCACUUGAUUGAUUUGCUCCCAAAUGGGGUUGGACGAAGACCGUCACCAGAUUCAGCUGCUUUAAUGCCUAUCAAAUUGUUAUAGACCAUCUAUGGCUCCACUUCGAACUGUGAUCUGGUUCUUUUGUCUCAAAUGCUUCUGGGAUUUUUGACUUGUUUACCCGCAACCGUUUUACGUUUUUUGUUGUUGUGGAUACUCUGUCCUUCUACUUCUAAUAUACUUGGAAUCACAUAUUCCUCAAAG
This is a messenger RNA of Opisthorchis viverrini, 3066 nucleotides long. RefSeq lists its product as hypothetical. Gene Ontology annotation, molecular function: zinc ion transmembrane transporter activity. The coding region runs from base 1 to 2907 and encodes 968 amino acids. Lineage: Eukaryota; Metazoa; Platyhelminthes; Trematoda; Opisthorchiida; Opisthorchiidae. Gene Ontology annotation, biological process: zinc ion transport; intracellular zinc ion homeostasis; transmembrane transport. The transcript has 20 exons. Gene Ontology annotation, cellular component: membrane; Golgi apparatus. The record is from RefSeq and is a predicted model, not a curated record.